CCAUCCCAAAUUACUGGACCUUGCAAACCCACACAUCUGUUUCACUUAGGUUUCAACAUUAAAAUCUCAACUCAAUUACAUCAACCAACACUGAGCUGUAAAACAUUGGCUACAGAAUGAGAACGUAAUGAAUCAAAUUUCCACUCUGCAAAACAAUUUCACAACAUUUUACCCGUACAAAUUUGACGCAACCAAUCCAAAUUUCCUCUUCUCCAAAAUCAAAAUCACUAAACCAGUCACUUGCUUCAAUCCAUCGCAUGCCAUUUCUCACGAUAACUCAACCAAACACAAGACGCUCCUCGUUGAGAGCUUCCAUGAGCACCAGAGGUUCAAGGAAUUGCUCGCCAGGCUCAACAAGAAGGGCUCAUGCCCCUUGCUAAUGCUUGAGGAGGAUGGCGAUUGGUCCAAAGAUCAUUUCUGGACUGUUAUCAGAUUUCUUAGACAGUGCUCUAGAUCUGACGAGAUUCUCCAGGUCUUUAAUAUGUGGAAGGACAGAGAGACUUCAAGAAUUAAUGAAUUUAACUAUGAGAAGAUUAUAGAGAUGUUAGGUGAAGAAGGUUUAAUGGAAGAUGCAGUCUUGGCAUUCACUGAUAUUAAGACAUUUUGUCUAAGUCCAUCUCUACAAGUUUACAAUUCCUUAAUUCAUGGUUUUGCUAGAAAUGGAAAAUUUGAUGAUGCUCUUUUUCAUCUUAAUCAAAUGAAAGAAACCAAUUUGACCUUAGAAAGCGAUACCUAUGAUGGCUUGAUACAAGCUUACGGGAAGUUCAAAAUGUACGAUGAGAUGGGAAUGUGCUUGAAGAAGAUGGAGAUGGAUGGGUGCACUCCGGAUCGGAUAACUUAUAAUGUGCUUAUCGAAGAGUUUGCACGAGCGGGUUUGCUUACAAGAAUGGAAAAGGCGUAUCAAAGGACUCGAAUGGAAAGGAUAGAUUUGAAGUCUUCCGCUUUGAUUGCAAUGGUUGAGGCUUAUGCAAAUUUUGGAGUUGUGGAUAAGAAGGAGACGGUUAUGAAGCGGGUAAGGACCAACACACGGGAUUUUAACGAAGAUUUGGUUAGGAAAAUAGCUCUAGUUUAUAUUGAAAACUUCAUGUUUUCCAGAUUGGAGAAGUUGGCAUAUUAA
Mercurialis annua (annual mercury) is the source of this 1117-nucleotide messenger RNA. Its product is annotated as pentatricopeptide repeat-containing protein At4g14190, chloroplastic-like. Bases 128 to 1117 code for a protein of 329 amino acids. The record is from RefSeq and is a predicted model, not a curated record. The transcript has 2 exons. Gene Ontology annotation, molecular function: protein binding. Lineage: Eukaryota; Viridiplantae; Streptophyta; Magnoliopsida; Malpighiales; Euphorbiaceae.